Molecule: messenger RNA, 1248 nt
Organism: Elgaria multicarinata webbii
Lineage: Eukaryota; Metazoa; Chordata; Lepidosauria; Squamata; Anguidae
Product: transmembrane protein 121-like
Exons: 2
Coding region: 1-1248 (415 amino acids)
Source: RefSeq, a predicted model, not a curated record
AUGCCCAACAUCCUGCGUGUGAAGGGCUCCAUGGAGCUGCAGCCCCCCAACGUCCCGCACAGCGGCGUGGCGGCCGUGGUCAUCGUCUGCACCAUGGGGGCCAUGGACGUCUACCUGGUGGAGCAGAGCGUGGGGCCCCGCCGGCUGGGCGUGGGGGCUCUCGCCCUGGCCGGGGACCUCUUCUUCCUGCUGGUGCUGCGCUACGCCACCCUGUGGGUGGGGGGCGAGGCCCGGCCGGCCCAGCGCGGCUACGCCAUGGUGCUGUGGUUCCUCUUCGCCUUCGCCCUGGAGGUCAAGCUCUACUUCAUCUACCAGCACUACGCCACGGAGGGGCGGGCGCCCGACCCGCUGGCCCGGCGCACCCUGACCCUCCUGCUCUCCGUCUGCAUCCCCGCGCUCUACACGGUGCUGGGCGCCACCGAGCUCGUGGCCCAGGCCGCCGCCAGCUUCCGCAAGAAAGACGAGCUGCGGGGCCGCCUCUUCUGGGUGGUCCUGGACCUGCUGGACGUACUGGAGAUCCAGGCCAGCCUGUGGGAGCCGCAGCGGCGGGGGCUGCCCCUGUGGGCCGAGGGCCUGACGUUCUUCUACUGCUACGGCCUCCUGCUGGUCCUGCCGUGCGUCUCGCUGAGCGAGCUGGGCGUGCCCGGCCCCCGGCCCGGCCCGCUCUACCCGCUGCUGAGCCUGGCCAGCGUCAACGUGGCCACCAUCUUCAUCCGCGGAGGGCUGCUGCUGCUGUGCCGUGAGCAGCGCAUCUCCUCCAUCUUCAUGGGCAAGAACGUCCUGGCCAUCGCCCUGAAGUGCUGUGCUGCCACGCAGCACCACAGGGGCGCCCAGGCCACCAGGGGAGCCAGCCACGGCCGCGCCAAAGGCAGCCAGCCUUCUCAGCACAGCGGGGGGCUCUGCGCGCACGUCAGAACCCCAGGGGAAGUGCGUCACGGACAGGCUAUGGCUGACUGGCCCCACGGAGCUGCUGUGACCACGGGCGAACAGCCUGACCGGUGUACCGCAGGGGAGCCACCACAGGGACACGCCCAGGCAAUGGCGGACGUGCCCCACAGGCUCCCUCAGGCCCCAGGCGGGCGGCCCGACGGCCCCAUCCAAACCAGGGCUCAGCAGCACCACAGACACUGCUCUCACCAUUCCCAACACUCGCCGAGACCUCCAGCUGCUGCCGCCGGCCCCUCCGCUUCCAGAGGGCUCCGUACAGGCCAUCGUGUCCAGCUCAAGUCUGUGUGGGGCGGCCCGUGA